UUCCCUCUACACAUAUCAUCGAUUUUAAUUGUAACGACGCGGAUUUCAAGGCAAUCUGUCCCCGACAAAAGAUUCGACAUCGAUAUAAUUGUCCUCAGGUGGAUCCCGGCGCAUCGGUGUAUCAAAUCCGCGAGGGAUCCGCGAAGGCAAGUGAUUAUGGGACAUGCGUCAGGAAGAGGACAGCACAGACCGCAGGAUCGCACUGAUUAAGUGCGCGUCGCCAUGGCGAGGUGGAGAUGGAUACUGCUGAUCCUGACGACCGUCUGGACGCUGGGCGAUGGCUACCUGGCGGUGCUGCCGUCCAGCACGCCUGUCGGCACCGUCGUCUUCGAGGCCGGGGUGCCGCAGCUGGGCGGCCGUCGCAAGUACGAGGCGUCCAGCGAGCGCACCGCUUGGUUCGCUCGAAAGCUCCUCAAGGUCCAUCCACACUCCGGCCGCGUGACCCUGGCGAGGACACUCAGCUGCGACGGUCUCCAGUAUCCGCGUGUUUUCACCUUCUACGUCGACUCGACGAGCUCCCGCCUCGGUAGACCCACCAUCGACUACUACAGCUUGCCACUGAGGAUCCUGAUCACCGGAUGCGGCGGGGAAAAUCGCGACCUGGCGGCCACCAGGGGCUGGAUGGCGGAGACUCUGGCCUCUUACGCGAUGCCCAGCACCGACAGGUUUACCGAGGUAUGCCUGCGGACGUCUCAACUAGUGGCAGCUCUCCGCGACUUUCUGCCUCAGACUACAUUGAAGGAAUGCGAGACAAGAUGGGGUGGAGUCGCGGACCCCAGGUUCCUCGUGGAAGGUGCCGCCGGGGACCUGGUUUCCGCCUCCGAGCAGUGCCUGGUCGAUCCGCUGUGGAAGGUCUCAGUCAGCAUGAACUUGCGCUGCGACGUCGAUUCGCGUCUGACGGACGCCGAGCAUCGGCUGAAGAUCGUGUUCCAUCACCGUCAGCUGGACGACACAGAUCUGGGCAGGAGGGUGAGACGAGAGCUCAAGAAUCAAUCGCCGUAUUUUGAGCAGCCGCUCUAUGUCGCCGCGGUGGAGGAGGAAAGAGAGCCAGGGGUGUAUGUGACUUCGGUGAGAGCCAGAGAUCCCGAGAACGGCGCCGUAAGGUACUCCAUGAGCUCGCUGAUAGACGCGAGAUCGCAGGCAUUAUUGGCUCUCGAUCCAGUGACCGGAAGAGUGACAACCCGUUCCCGAUUGGACAGGGAGAACGUCGACGUGCACUACUUUCGGGUGUUGGCGGUGGACGACUCGUUUCCUCCGCGCACCGGAACAACGACUCUCCAAGUUAACGUGUUGGAUGCGAACGAUCACACGCCCAGCUUCGAGGGGCCGGAGUACGAUGCGUCGGUGCGCGAAGGUGUUCCCGUAGGUUCCACGGUAAUUACAGUCAAGGCUACGGAUCAGGACACUGGAAGAAACGCCGAAGUGGAAUACUCUAUCGUCUCCAUCAUGGCGGGCGGUAGCACCACGCAUACGGAGGACGCGGCGACCUUCAGAAUCGAUCCCAGAUCCGGGGUGGUUACCACGCGAACUACGCUCGACCGCGAGCAAACCGAGAUUUACACGGUGGUGCUCAGCGUUACGGAUCAAGCGACGCCACCCUCGGUGCGGCGUAGUGCAAACGCGACCCUGGUGGUACGUGUACUGGACGACAACGACAAUUACCCGCAGUUCACCGAGCGUACGUACUCGGCGGCCGUGCCGGAGGACCUGGACUACACGACUAACCCGGUGAUAGCCCGUAUCAGGGCGGCGGACGCGGAUGCCGGUGCCAACGCAGCUGUCCGCUACGCUAUCAUCGGCGGCAACACGCAGAACACCUUCUCGAUCGACUCGAUGAGCGGCGACGUCGCCCUGGUGAAGCCGCUCGACUACGAGUCCACCAGGAGCUACAAGAUCGUCAUACGCGCCCAGGACGGCGGCUCGCCCGCGCGUUCAAACACCACCCAGCUGCUCGUGAUGGUCAGGGAUGUGAACGACAACGCGCCGAGAUUCUACACCAGCCACUUUCAGGAAUCGGUGCUGGAAAACGUACCGCUCGGAUAUUCGGUCCUGAGGGUGCAAGCGUACGAUUCCGAUGAGGGUAACAACUCGCACAUCCAGUACACCAUUGGCGCGCGCGACUUCACCGGCGCCUCUACGGAGAACUUCCCCAUCACCGUCAACGCGGAGACUGGUUGGAUCUAUACGACGAAGCAGCUAGAUCGCGAGCAGUGCUCGAAGUACCAGUUCACCAUAAUCGCGGCGGAUUCUGGCGAGGAACCGAAAUCCGCGAGCGCGACGGUGAUUCUCACGGUGACCGACGUGAACGACAACGAUCCUCACUUCGAGCCAAGGAAUUACGAGACUGUGGUGUCCGAGGACGAUCCGCCGGGCACCCCGGUCGCCUCGGUGACCGCCACCGAUCCGGAUGAGGACGCCAGGAUCCAUUACGAGAUCACGGGCGGCAACACGCGCGGUCGCUUCUCCAUCGCGUCGCAGAAUGGCCGUGGCCUCAUCACCGUCGCCCAGCCACUCGAUUACAAGCAGGAGAAGCGGUUUGUGCUGACAGUGACGGCGUCAGAUAGCGGCGGCCGCACCGACACCGCCCUGGUCUAUGUCAACGUGUCGGACGCCAACAACUUCUCGCCGGUAUUCGAGAACGCGCCGUACUCGGUCUCGGUGUUCGAGGAUGCGCCGAUCGGCGUGACCGUCCUGGUGGUGAGCGCCACCGAUUCCGACGUCGGCAAGAACGCCCAGAUCACGUACAGUCUGGCGACAGAAAACGGCGAGCACACCGUCACCGAGUUCACCAUCAAUCCACAGACUGGCGCGAUCACCACGACGAAGGCGCUCGAUCGCGAGCUCGUGCCCUCAUACCUGUUGACGGUGAUCGCCCGGGAUGGCGGAGUGCCGUCAAUGUCUGACACUACCGAUGUAGAAAUCUCCGUUACGGAUGUAAAUGACAACGCACCGGUCUUCGAGGCGCCGCAGUACCAGGGUUCGAUUCCCGAGGACGUUUUGGUGGGCACCAGCGUGCUGAGAGUCGCUGCGAUUGACGCAGACACCGAUCUCAAUGGCCGAGUAAGGUACGCUUUAGAAGACGACGGCGAUGGUGCGUUCGCGAUUGACUCUACGACAGGCAUCAUCAGGACCGCGAAACCGCUGGACCGAGAAUCGGUAGCACAUUACAUCUUGAGGGCUAUCGCCAUAGACCGCGGCUCGCCCGCACUCUCGUCCGUCGUUCCCGUCACGGUCAAGAUUGAGGACAUAAACGAUUCACCGCCCGCCUUCGAGAACGAUAAGAUUGUUCUCUACAUCGCCGAGAACUCGCCGAUCGGUUCGACCGUCGGCGAUAUCUACGCUCACGAUCCGGAUGAAGGCCUCAACGCGGUAGUGCAGUACAGUAUCAUCGGCGGCGAAGACUCCAACAGCUUCAGCCUGAAUAUCCGUCAAGGCGCCGACCGGGCCGAAUUAAUCACCCUCGAGGAACUCGACUACGAGUCGCCGAAGAAGAAGUUUGAGCUCGUGGUGCGAGCCGCAUCGCCACCGCUGCGCUCGGACGCGGUAGUACAGAUCCUGGUGACCGAUGUGAACGACAACGCGCCGGUGCUUAAGGACUUUCAGAUCAUUUUCAACAAUUUCAAGGACUUCUUCCCGACCACGCCGAUUGGACGGAUACCAGCGGUGGACGCCGACGUGACGGACAAUCUCGUCUACAGUAUCCUCGCCGGCAAUAACGCGAAUCUGAUCGAUCUCAACAGGACCACCGGCGAGAUCCGGCUGUCGCCACAGCUCAACACCAACGUGCCGCGAGUGGCGACUAUGGAGGUCGCCGUGACGGACGGCAUCAACGAAGCUAAGGCCACGAUGACGUUGUCGGUGCGUCUGAUCACCGACGAGAUGCUGUUGAAUUCAAUCACCGUAAGACUGGACGACAUGACGGUGGAGGCAUUUCUCAGCCCUCUUCUGGGUUACUUUCUGGACGGCUUGGCGGCUAUCAUUCCGUGCCCGCGCGAGAACAUCUUCCUCUUUAGCGUCCAGGAAGACGCAAACGUGCACGGCAAGAUCCUGAACGUGAGCUUCUCGGCGCGCAGGGUCGAACCGGGCACGGUUGAUGAGUUUUACAGCCCGCAAUUUCUUCAGGAACGGGUGUACCUCAACCGGGGUAUCCUGGCAAGAUUGGCGACGGUCACUGUUUUGCCUUUCGACGACAAUCUCUGCGUCCGCGAGCCCUGCCUGAACUUCGAGGAGUGCCUGACGGUGCUCAAGUUCGGCAACGCUUCUGGCUUCGCCAGCAGUGACACGGUCCUCUUUCGGCCUAUCUAUCCGGUGACCACGUUCGCGUGCAGAUGCGUCCGUGGCUUCACCGGCAGCCGCGAGGCUUACAUGUGCGACACCGAAGUGAAUCUGUGCUACUCGAAUCCCUGCAUGAACAGCGGCACCUGCCACAGACGAGAGGGCGGGUACUCGUGCACCUGCCGACCGGACUUCACUGGCGUGAACUGCGAGAUCUCGCUGGACCACGACGCUUGCUCUCCCGACGUUUGCAAGGGCGGCUCUCAGUGCACCAUAAAAAAUACCGGUAGCUUUACCUGCGAGGGUUGCCCCGUGUCCGCUCUGGAGAGCGUAACGCCUCUCUGUGAGUUGAGGGCACGCAGUUUCGGUCCGGCGACAUUCCUCACCUUCGCUUCUCUCAAGCAACGUCACCGUCUUCAUCUUAGACUGAAAUUUGCCACCGAAUUAGCCGAUGGCCUGCUGCUCUACAACGGCAGGUACAACGAACGCCACGACUUCAUCGCUUUAGAAAUCGUGGACUCGCGCGUGCAGUUCAGCUUUUCCCUCGGUGACGAGGUAACGAGAGCGACAGCGAGUAUUCCCGGCGGCGUCUCGGACGGUCGAUGGCACGAAGUGACGGUCUCGUACAUUAACCGGACAGUGACGGUGUCCCUGGACGACUGCGACGUCGCGCUCGCUCUAAAGCACGGGGAGAGACUGGGUCCGAGAUGGGCCUGUGCUGGUAAGAGCGAGAGAAUCCUCGAAGAGCGCUGCGGACUUGUCACCGAAACCUGCCACAGGUUCCUGGACUUGACCGGACCGUUGCAGUUGGGCGGUCUACCGGCGAUCCCGUCCAGCUUCCAAAUCCGGAACAAGGACUACGUCGGAUGCAUCAGUGAUCUCUACAUCGAUCACGUUUUCGUUGACUUGAAUUCAUUUGUGGCCGACAACGGAACGAAUGCCGGCUGCCCCGAGAAGACCGCCUUCUGCGCCUCGUCGCCCUGCAGGAACAACGGCAAAUGCCGCGAGAUCUGGUCAGGUUUCGUAUGCGAGUGCGAGCAUAACUUCGCCGGGCCUGUCUGCGCCGAGGAGAUCGGCGCACCGUAUGGCUUCCACGGCGACGGCAUGCUCGGCUUCAAUCCGUUACUGCGACCUAUUCAGUUACCGUGGACGACGGCCCUCAGUCUCCGAACCCGCGCGCGACAUGCAUUCGUCAUGAGCGUGCAGAUCGGCCAGAAUAGCUCGGUCCUGCUGGAAAUCCGAGACGGCAAGCUGGUCGUCUCGCUGGACGGUGCCGACGUGAUCCGAACUGGCGGUACGGUUGCGGAUGGCGAGUGGCAUCGCGUGGAGAUCGUCUGGCAAAGUGGCCACGUGUUCCUGGACACAGACUAUCGCGAUCGACCGACGACUGUGCCGCUACCAGCCAAGCUGCAGGGCCUGUACGUCGGCAGAAUCCUCGUAGGCGGUCCGGACCAAGCGACCAACGUCGAUCUGCCGUUCUUCGACGGCUGUCUGCAGGACGUACGAAUCGGCACCAACCAGAGCGUUCUCCAGCGGCCGACCGUCCAAGAGAACGUCGACGCCGGUUGUCCGUCUGAGACCCAGUGCAGCUUGGAAUGUCCGCAAGCGUCGAUCUGCAUCGCGCAGUGGCGGUCAAGCGAGUGCAUAUGCGCGGCCGGCCGCGUCGGUCGCAACUGCGAACGCGUCUGCAACCUCGAGCCCUGCAACGACGCCGGCACCUGCAUCGAAGAUGCGACCGACGUGCGUCGCGGUUAUCGAUGCGAAUGCGAUUCUUCCGAUAUAUCCGGAGAUUACUGCGAGACGAAGAGCGAGCAGCCCUGCCCGGCGACAUGGUGGGGAUCCCCAAUCUGCGGGCCCUGCCACUGCGACGAGACCAAGGGCUACGAUCCCGCUUGCAACAAGACCACCGGCGAGUGUCACUGCAAGGAGAAUCACUAUCAGCCGAACGGGCGAAAGGAGUGCAUACCGUGCGAGUGCUACACAACCGGCAGCUACGGGCCUCGUUGCGACAGCGAGUCUGGUCAGUGCCGCUGUCGGACUGGAGUAAUCGGUCGUUCAUGCACCGACUGCCCAAAUCCUUAUGCCGAGGUGACUUUGAGGGGCUGUGAAGUGGUCUACGAUGGCUGUCCCAGAUCAUACUCGGACGGUUUGUGGUGGCCGCGUACUCUCUUCGGGAUGACGGCCAUCGAGGACUGUCCCGGCACCGCCGAAGGCAAGACCUCCAGAUCCUGCGACGACAAGUUAGGCGGUUGGCAACCGCCCGAUCUCUUUAACUGCACCUCGGAGGCCUUCGUCGAGCAACGAUACCAGCUGGCGGCUCUGGAGACCAAGGAUCUCACGUUAAACACGUACGUAGCCGUGAAGAUGGCGAAGGACGUUCACAGAGCGGUGAAUAUCACGAGGGAUAUGUACGGAGCGGAUCUCCUGGUGGCGGAAUCUUUGCUGGUGGCGUUGCUGCGUUACGAAGAAAGUUUGGUGGGUCUGAACUUGACUCACAGCCAGGACAAGGAUUACGUUUCCCACCUGGUCAGCAUAGCCGGAGCAAUUCUGCGAUCCAAAUACAAGGACAACUGGGAAACGAUAGGAGAACUUAACGGAGACAGUCCCGAUAAGAUUCUGAACGCUAUGGCGAGAUACUUGAAGACUUUAACGGCAUCUCAACACGAUACCUUUACCAAUCCCUUCGAAGUAGUCGACGAUAACGUUGUGCUAGGUCUAGACGUUGUAACGUCAGAAAGCCUCUUCGGCUACGAGGCCGCCGAGUACAAGGAAGACCUCACCUUAUCAACAGCAAGGCCCGCGGAAGCCGACCGAAAGGUCAUUCUGCCCGAUACCUCUGCUUUCCUGAGCUCCUCGACGCACUUUGGUCCGUCCAUCAGCUUUCCAAAGUACAACAACUACAUGGCUGAUCCCAGCAAAUUCGAUCCACAUUCGAAAAUCCAGGUGCCACUCAACACAUUAGGUAUCAAACCUCUCAUGCAGGGUGAGCUGAAUAUCAAGAACAGUCUGAACAAUCAAAAGGCCGUGCUGAGUUACGUGCAAUACAAGGAACUCGGUGCUCUCUUGCCACAGAGAUUCGAUGACUCGGUGGCAGUUAGAUGGGGAGUAGAAGUAGCGGUUGGAUCGCCCGUAAUGACCGUUUCGGUGUUAGUUCCCUCGGAUGACGGCUACGAGUCCUUGACAGGAAUCCCUUUACAGUCGCCGAUUCAAGUCAGACUUUGGCUGAAUGAAAACGAUGAUUUCAAGACGAGAACAAACCCGCAAUGCGUUCAUUGGAGCACGGCGAGAGGAGUCGGCGAAUGGAGCCGAAUGGGCUGCACGACGGAAAUCGAAGACAAUUCCCUGUCCUUCGGCACAAUCGUGAACUGCUCUUGCAUGCAACUGUCCACCUUCGCCAUACUGACAGACGUCCUCGAUCUCGAAUACGUCCCCGAGCCAUCCUUGCUAGAGGAUGUCACCAGUUACAGUGCGUUCCUGCUCGCUUUGCCGCUGCUGUUAUCCGCUCUCCUGAUUCUGGCGUUGAUUCGCGGCGGUGGCACCAACUCCAACAGUAUCCACAAGAAUCUGGUGUUAUGUGUUCUCGUGGCGGAAAUUCUGUACCUGAUCGCGCUCAAGGCCAGAAAUCCUCUCAUCUCCAACGAAUUUCCGUGCAAACUUACGGCGAUAGGACUGCAUUAUGCCUGGUUGAGCACCUUCGCCUGGACCCUCGUAGACUCUGUACAUCUCUAUCGGAUGCUGACGGAAAUGAGAGACGUCAAUCACGGCGAGAUGAGAUUUUAUUACACUAUGGGAUACGGUCUGCCGGCUGUCAUCGUUGGGCUUACUAUCGGCGUCAGGGCCGAUCAGUAUGGAAAUUUCUAUUUCUGCUGGCUGUCCAUUUACGAGACUGUGAUUUGGUCGCUCAUAGGACCUGUCUGCGCGGCCGUGUUAGUGAACUUCUGCAUUCUCGUGAUGUGCAUCCGCGCAGCGUUUACUCUGAAAGAGCACAUCAUGGGCUUCGGAAAUCUACGGACGCUCUUAUGGCUAUCUGUCGCUUCGUUACCUUUGCUGGGCUCGACAUGGACUCUGGCGGUUCUCAACGCAUCGGAGAACUCGGCGAUGCUAUCAUACUUGCUCAGCGUCGCUAUUGUGGUCCACGCGGCAUUCAGCCUGAUCGGUUACUGCUUCAUCAACGGCAGAGUGAGGAGGAAUUUGUAUCAGAGUCUGUUAAGGUGUAUCGGCAAAAAGACGCCUUUGCUGGAAGGCAGCAUGGGCAACGGAAGCAGCAGUCAGAACGUAAAUGGCCAUUCGCGUUCGGCGCUAGCUUAUUCCUCGACCUACAGCGGCGCGGAAGCCGUGUGCAAGAGAGUCCACGUCGGCGUUUCCACGAGCAGCACGACUUCAAGAAGUACAAAUAAAACAGGCUCGAGCCCUUAUCGUAGCGAUACGCACUUGAGACACACGUCAACGUCCACAAGCAAUUACAAUAGCGACCGAGAUCCGUACCUGUCGUCGCGGAGUCAUCGAUCAGCGCUACAUUCUCGACAAGAAACUACGGAGGUAAGAGGUCAGCGCAGAGAAUCAGAAUCGGACUCGGACGGCUCGCAGGCCGAAGGAGGCGGCAGGAGCCUGGACCUCGCAAGUUCGCACAGCUCCGAUGAGGACGACGUUACGUCGAGAUCGCACAGAAACAUGGGGGUGACCACACAGCAACACGUCGCCCACAGCUACCUACCCAAUAUUCACACCAAUCCCGCCGAACACUUGAACAUACUUUGUUCCAACGCUGAAUUAUUCCCCAACAUCAAACCCAUCUAUGCCCCCCGAUGGAGUUCCCAACUGCCAGAAGCGUAUCUGUCGUCAAAUGUGAUGGACGUGCGCGGUAGUCAAUGGUCAGGCGGUACCAUGUCAGAUAACGAGAUGGCCUCGAACAAGACCUCGAGCCCGAACCCGCUGCCGUAUCCAGAGAUGAGUUCGCCGCCGAAGAACCAGCCGGACGAGAACUAUUCGGAAGGUGAGGAGAAGAUGCACCAUCUGGGUGAAAAGUAUCUGUUCCCCUAUACCGCUGAGGAAGACCACACAGUGUCGCCCACUCCGUAUGUACUGUCCAUGUCGUCGCGCAUCCUCGCCUCCAGCAUGAGCCAUCACUCGCAGAACUCAAAUCACGAGAAUCUGAGUGGUUCCGAGCAGCGCUACGGCAGCUUAAAGCGCGGUCAAAGUCUACACGGCUCCCAGAAUGACAAUCUCAGCGGCUCGGAGAGGUAUGGUAGUCUGAAACGCGGCAAGAUGGGCACCCCCACCGUUCUGGAGGACAGACCCGAGUACAUCCUGCCGAUGAGCGGCAGGAUACUGUCCAGCUCGUUGACCCAUGACCUGCAGCACAGUAACGAGCUGGCAGCGCUCAGGCAGCAACAGCAGCAGCAGCAGCAGCAGCAGCAGCAACAGCAACAGUACGAACAGACCAUCACUGAGACCGAGAAGGAUACUAAUGCGGAAACGUCCGUCUGACGAGGUCCGUGCCACGAAGAGAGAACAACGUACAAAGUAAUUUAGUUUACGCCUAGCUUAAGUGUCCAACGCGCAAUAAAGACUCGAACGAUCGUCGAUAUAUAUAUUUUAAGAAGCGGCCAUGACUGUACUUACAUACUUAGCCAUAUUAAUUAGCAUGUAUGUGCGAGUGCCUGUUUAUAUAUUGCAUAUGGAAGGUCUAUCAGAGUAAUCUUGGGAGAUAAUCCUCACAUUAAAAUUUAUUCCAUCGAUCUGAUAAUUAUAUAACAGAUAUAUGUAUAUAUUAUAAUAUAUGUAUACAUAUAUAUGAUAUAAAUUAUAUAAAUCGGCAGUUAUUGCUGUCAUCAUUGAAAAAUAUCUCGAUGUCAUAUUUAUCCAGCGUUACACAGUUGGAGGAUUCAGAGUGUAAAGAGAAAAUAAAGUUUACAAUUUAUAGAUACGUAUUUUGAAUACAAUAUUUUGUAUUUGAGACAUAUAUAGAAAAUUACGGAGUAAAAUCAAACGUUCACACUGAAUCGUUCAAUCACUCUGAUCGACCUAAUAAAUUGCGCUUGUUAUUAUUUUUAGGUAGGAGCGAUUCGGCUCCGACUUGUGAAUCUCCGAUUCUCAAUGAAUGAUCGUUGCAGCCAAUUAGCAAUGACAUUCAGGAAGAUACGGAGAACAAAAAUGAUCUCCAAUCAUUAUCGCAUACUUAUUAAUCUCAUUCUAUCCUAUCUUAAAUUCUCCCUCUCCUUGAGCUCAGUAUUGUGCAAUGUAUACAUUCCACUGUCUAUUCUCUUUCUCGUACAUAGGAUGAUCUUUAAUUAUUUAUAUAUCAAUACUUCAGAGGCUGAAGCUAGAGACCAAAACAAAAAAUGUCACGAACGUUUAGGUUAUUUAGGGCUAUAUUCUGUAAUAAAAUGCUCUGUAUUUCUAUAAGAUAUGUGGCAUUGUCGAGCAAGAGAGGAAGAGCGAAGAAUGCAAAGAUGAAAGAGCUUAUAGAGCGAAAAUCUCUUACAGAAUUCAGGGCUUAGACUUUAUUUUCAUAUAACAUAUUUUGCUUCAUUUAAGCUAUGCUCAUCCUCUAAAGUAUUAAUAUGUAAUUAAAAAUCAUUCCGCGUAUAUGUAUAAUUUUAGGUUUCGUUUACUUUUUUUAUAGAAGUUUACAAUCUUUCUCUUUAUUUUAUAUGCCAUGAAAAAGAAGAAAAAGUAGCGUAAAUCGAAGCGUACAAUCAUGCGGAGCAUUUUUUACAUACUUUUGUAUAUACACUCAUACGAGACGAAGAGAAAAGAGAACUGUGACAAAAUACAUAAUUUAUAUACCCUCAGUA
Molecule: messenger RNA, 11072 nt
Organism: Vollenhovia emeryi
Lineage: Eukaryota; Metazoa; Arthropoda; Insecta; Hymenoptera; Formicidae
Gene: stan
Product: protocadherin-like wing polarity protein stan
Exons: 15
Coding region: 223-9762 (3179 amino acids)
Biological process (GO): cell surface receptor signaling pathway; G protein-coupled receptor signaling pathway; homophilic cell-cell adhesion
Cellular component (GO): plasma membrane
Molecular function (GO): G protein-coupled receptor activity; calcium ion binding
Source: RefSeq, a predicted model, not a curated record